CGGAGGGAAAUUUAUUUCUAAUCUUUUUUUCUUUUCCUUCAUUUCUUCUCUUAAUCCUUUUUUCUUUCUGCUCUUCCAUAAUCCUCUUUUGUGAUGACGGAACGAUCCAGUCUACUCGAUCGACGCCGAACGAGCAAUAAUCACACUUAUAAUACUCUCAAUGUCCCUUUACCCCCACCCUUUGAAGAUUUACCAAACUCCGCCCCACCGACCGCCACCGUUUUUCACACAUCGUCUCAGGGCACUCCCGCCGUCAGUCCACGAGGCGAACAUCGGUUCAGAAUCUUCAAUAAACGCACAGGGUACUAUGACGACGAUCGUCAAGGAUUGGUGAAAGAGAACACAGGUGUCAGAGUAUGGAGCGAAUCCUACUCCAGUAUAGAUUGGAUCCACGAUCGUAUCAAGGAAGGGGUUCGUUUACGAAAAUUGCGCGAUGGACCGGGAUUGCGAGGUCAAUGGGAGAAGGCCAAAGAUGCAUCGCAAGCGUGGAUUUUGGUCACGAUCAUUGGAGUCACGGUUUCUGCCUUUGCAUGGUUCAUUGAUGUCGUGCAGGAAUGGAUGUCGGAUCUCAAAGAAGGCUAUUGCACCACUCACUGGCGCUAUAACCAUAACUUCUGCUGCUGGGACAAAUCAGAAUAUGAAGCAUGCUCCGACUGGAAGAGUUGGUCAGAAGUAUUCAAUGUGGAGACAAAGAGCUAUGGGAUUUAUGUGUCCUUUCUCAUGUAUACGGGAUUUGGUUUGCUAUUUUCACUGGUGGCGGCCCUGAUGGUCAAGUACUCUGCGGAAAAGGUAACGACCCGCGUUCCAUCCAAACCGGCUCCAUUUUCGAAAUCGCCUUCGCUCGCCUCAAUGCCACGUGAUAUCUAUGUGGACAAUACCCCGACGAUGUUGAAAUCCAACGAGCCAGAGUACAAGACGGAGACAAAAAUUGCUUAUUACAGUGCGGGUUCGGGCAUUCCUGAAGUCAAAGUGAUUCUGGGCGGGUUUGUUAUCAAAGGCUUUUUAGGGAUCAAGACCCUGAUGGUGAAAAGUGUUGGCAUGAUAUUUUCUACAUCAGCCGGCCUCACCUGCGGAAAAGAAGGUCCCUUUGUUCAUCUCGCAUGUUCUGCCGGUAAUAUCGCAUGCCGUCUGUUUGCCAAGUUUAACAAAAAUGAAAGCAAGCGUCGCGAGAUUCUGUCUGCUGCGGCGGCGGCCGGUGUAUCCGUGGCUUUUGGGGCUCCCAUUGGUGGCGUGUUGUUUAGCCUGGAAGAAGUCAGUUACUACUUUCCUAUCAAGACCAUGAUUCGUAGUUAUUGUUGUGCUAUGGUAGCCGCCACCAUGCUAAAGAUUGCGGACCCAUUUGGUACGGGAAAAAUUGUGUUGUUUCAAGUCCAUUACGAUAAAGAAUAUCAUUUGUUUGAAAUGGUUCCUUUCAUUUUGUGUGGUGCCUUUGCGGGAUUUUUUGGUGCAUUCAUGACGUAUUUCAAUAUCAAGUAUCAACAUUUCCGCAGAUCCACCGUCAUCGGCAAAUGGCCCGUGGCCGAAGUCCUUGGUAUCAUGUUGCUGACAGCCAUCAGCGGCUUCUGGAAUCCUUUUACAAGACUAAGUCUCAGCGAAUUUGCCGCUAACCUCUUUUCGGAAUGCUCUCCUAACAAUGAUAAUGCCGGACUUUGUGUGAUGACGACCGGCGAGAUUCCACGUAUUCUGUAUCUGUUAUUUACCGCUUUGAUCAUCAAAAUGGGACUUACGAUUAUUACGUUUGGUUGCCGCGUCCCCGGUGGUAUCUUUCUGCCGGCGCUUGUUAUUGGGGCAGUCACCGGUCGCAUCAUCGGUUUAAUUAUGCAGUAUUUGACCUUGACCUAUCCCAACUUGUGGCCCUUUACGGUGUGUGCCGAAGAUUUGGCCACGCGUGGUGAAUGUGUGAUUCCGGGCGUCUAUGCGAUGGUAGGCGCGGCCGCAGGCUUGGCAGGAGUCACUCGCACCACAGUCUCUCUGGUCGUGAUUAUGUUUGAACUGACUUAUUCGUUGACUUAUGCUCUGCCUAUUAUGAUUGCAGUGAUGGUGGCGAAAUGGGUAGCAGAUGCGAUGUUUGUGGAAGGAAUUUACGAUCUGUUGAUUGACUUGGGGCAGUAUCCUUAUUUGGAAGCACGCAAGGAAUAUGUGCAUACAUUGACGAUUCCGGAUCUGACCGAAUAUUUACCGGUGAUUGAUGUGGAUCAAACCAUUACCGUGGAGAAAAUACGUCAAAAGAUGGACAUUAUUGCCUCGUUGGGAUAUCGCGAAGACGGCGGGUUUCCUAUUUUGAGCAGCACCAAUGGACUCGAGGGAUACAUUGCAACAAGUGAAUUGACCCAUGCGCUUGACCAGUUAUUGUCAUCCUUUGAUGGUAUUCCCAUGAUCUCUGAUCAAGAUAAGAACGACUUGCCGGUUUACUUCCGAAAAUCAAGACGUCAUCCAACCGAAGAACAACAGCCAACUGGUAUUGGCGCUCUGGUGGCAUCCAUCAUGGAAGAAGAAGAAGAUUACACGGGUCAUCAACCCUUGAAUGACUUUUCACAAUACGUCGAUCAGGCACCGUUAACGAUCAACCAGCAUGCUUCCAUGGAAUUACUGAUGGAGAUGUUUAUUAAACUGGGAGCGCGUUAUGUGUGCGUGACGCAGUCCAAUGGCCGGUUCCUGGGUAUCAUCCACAAGCGACGACUGUUGGCUUAUCUGAAGGAACUCGAUGAGGACUGAAACCCCGCCUCCACCGCUUUCCCAUUGUAAUUUUUGUUUUUGUUGCGUUUGUUUUAAUUAGAUGUUGCUUGCACAAAAUGGGGUACCAGGUCCCCAUUGGGCCACCCUGCCAUGGAAGGACAUGUGCGGUUGUAAAUGAUUUUGCUGGUACCUUUUUUUCUGAUCGUAUAUAAUUGUUUAUUUUUUUUGUUAUUCCUUUUCAUACUUAUAUCGCCUUUCUCGAUAUUUUAUACUUGUGUGUCUCCAUGGUUUUCUUCUCGAAGCAAGAAAUUGACACUCGCUGAGUGAGACAGAUUGCUACAAAGCAAAAACUCGAUCGAGCCUUUGCAAAAAUGUGAAUAGA
Molecule: messenger RNA, 3058 nt
Organism: Radiomyces spectabilis
Lineage: Eukaryota; Fungi; Mucoromycota; Mucoromycetes; Mucorales; Radiomycetaceae
Product: chloride channel
Exons: 14
Coding region: 94-2715 (873 amino acids)
Biological process (GO): chloride transport; transmembrane transport
Cellular component (GO): Golgi apparatus; early endosome; membrane
Molecular function (GO): voltage-gated chloride channel activity
Source: RefSeq, a predicted model, not a curated record